Angiostrongylus costaricensis is the source of this 768-nucleotide messenger RNA. The record is from the annotation of a GenBank genome assembly. Lineage: Eukaryota; Metazoa; Nematoda; Chromadorea; Rhabditida; Metastrongylidae.
AUGAAGAUAGAAUUAGAUGAUAUCCUUGAUACUGUUAGCCAGUUCAAACAACAGAAAUUAGAAAUCGAAGCACAGAAGAACUGGGAUCGGUUUUACCAAAGAAAUCAUGAGAACUUCUUCAAGGAUCGCAAUUGGAGUGCACAAGAUAUACAAGAAAUUUGCAGUGAUAUGAAUCUCACUGCUGCGCUCACGUAUCUUGAAGCUGGAUGUGGUGUUGGCAAUAUGUUAUUUCCCCUGAAGUCAGUGUUCCCUAACUUUCGACUUCAAGCGUUCGACUUUUCUGCACGUGCCGUCGAGAUGUGUUUGGAGAGGGCUCAACGGCUCAAUGUGAGUGUGGCAGGAAAAUCAGUACAAAGUUUUCUUGUCGAUCUCUCUGUACCCUCGGAGCAAACGAAGUUCUCUGAAAAAGCUGAUCUUGCUACUAUGAUUUUUGUGCUUUCUUCAAUUCAUCCGGAUAAACACAAAAUCGCUAUAAGAAACAUGUGCAAAUAUGUCAAGAUUGGUGGUUCAGUGGUUGUACGCGAUUACGCUAUAAACGACUACGCAAUGAUACGUUUUGGCCAUGGUGCCAAGCUUUUUGACCGUUUUUAUGUGAGACAAGAUGGAACGCGAGCGUUUUAUUUUCGGCUAGAAGAACUAGUGGAUUUAUUUGAAGCAGCCGGCUUUCGGUGUGUCCGUAAAGAAUACUUACAUCGUCAAACGGUGAACCACCAGAAGCAGCUCAGUGUGCCAAGAGUAUUUGUUCAAGCUCGUUUUGUGAAAUGUUGA